GGGCCGGGGAGCCGGGCUGAGGCUCGGCCGCCGCCAUGAACGCCGCGGUGGUGCGGCGGACGCAGGAGGCGCUGGGGAAGGUGAUCCGGAGGCCGCCGCUGACGGAGAAGCUGCUCAACAAGCCCCCGUUCCGCUACCUGCACGACAUCAUCACGGAGGUGAUCAGGGUGACUGGUUUCCUGAAGGGCCUCUACACAGACGCUGAGAUGAAGUCUGAUAAUGUGAAGGAUAAAGAUGCGAAAAUUAGCUUCCUACAGAAGGCCAUAGACGUGGUGGUGAUGGUUUCGGGAGAACCGCUGUUGGCGAAGCCGGCCCGGAUCGUGGCCGGGCACGAGCCUGAGAGAACCAAUGAGCUGCUUCAGAUGAUCGGGAAGUGCUGUCUCAGCAAGCUCUCCAGUGAGGACGCAGUGAAGAGAGUUCUGUCUGGAGAGAAGGGGGAUGUGAAGGGAAGGGUCUCCCUGACCUCACGGCCUCAGGAGUCGGACAAUAAGCAUGUGAGAGAAGAGGAGCCCAGAGGCCACAAGGAGAAAGAGGACAGAAGAAACUCUGAAAUAAAAGAGAGAAGCAGAAGCAGAGAUCAAAAACAGAAAGAAGAGUUGAAAGAAGACAGCAAGCCGAGGGAAAAGGACAGGGACCAGGAGAAGCCCAGAGAGCCCGAGAGAGACGGGCGCCGAGACGGGGAGAGAGAGAAGGCCAGGGCCAGGGCGCGGAGGAGCGAGGCAGCGAGGGAGAAGGAGAGACUCCGGGGCAGGGACCGGGAGCACGACCGGGACAAGGGGAAGGACAGGGACCAGCGGAGGGUGAGGAACGGGGAGCACUCCAGGGACCCCAACCGGGAGAAGAGCAGAGAGCAGGAUAAACUGGAGAAAAAGUCAGCAAGCUCUGGGGAAAUAUCUAAAAAGUUGUCAGACGGAUCUUCUAAAGACCCCAAAGCCGAAACAGAGACUGAGGUUUCCACUCGAGCACCCAAGUCGUUGACAUCAAAGCUGUCGAAACGGCGAUGCAGAAGUUCAGUGGAAGGAAGGCAGGAGGAUACAAUUUCAGCUAAGAUGUUAGACCCCGGAGUGUCUGGGCUACAUAGUGAGCCCCGCCAGGAGACCGCAGCUUCAGAGGCAGGUGAUUCCACCAGCGAUGCAGAAGAAGCAGGACCUGCUGGCCAAGACAAGGCUGAGGCGUCCGAGAGCUCGGAAGUCCCGAAUGGGCUUUCGUCCACUGUCAGAAGAAUUCCUCGGCCUGGGAGUGCAAGACCGGCGCCUCCCCGGGUCAGACGGCAAGAAAGCGUGGAGGUGUUAGCGAUUGACAGGGCAGGGAGUGGCAAAACCGUCUCGAAUGUGAUCGUGGAUUCGCAGAACUCCGACAACGGAGAGGACGAGCAGUUCGUGGUGGCAGCGGCCCCUCAGCUCUCGGAGAUGUCAGAAUUGGAGGUGGUACCAGCAACAGAACUCGAGGAAGAUGAGAAGCAUGGUGGACUUGUGAAAAAAAUCUUGGAGACGAAGAAAGAUUAUGAGAAGCUACAGCAGUCCCCCAGAGCCGGAGAGAAGGAGAAGUCGCUCGUCUUUGAGUCGGCGUGGAAGAAGGAGAAGGACAUUGUUUCCAAGGAGAUGGAGAAGCUCCGCGUGUCCAUCCAGACCCUGUGCAGGAGCGCCCUGCCCCUGGGCAAGAUCAUGGACUACAUCCAGGAGGACGUGGACGCCAUGCAGAGCGAGCUGCAGCUGUGGCACGGGGAGAGCCGGCAGCACGCACAGGCCCUGCAGGAGGAGCAGAGCAUCACAGACGCGGCCGUGGAGCCCCUGAAGGCCGAGCUGGCGGAGCUGGAGCAGCUGAUUCGGGACCAGCAAGACAAGAUCUGUGCCGUGAAGGCCAGCGUCCUCAGGAACGAGGAGAAGAUCCAGAAGAUGAUCCACAGCAUCAACCUGAGCUCACAGAAGGCCAGUGCCUAGGCGGCUCUGGUGCAGGGGGCGGGCGUCCCGGCGCUCGCCAGGCCCCGCGCCGCCUGGGCGCCAGAGCCAUCGGCGCCGGAUUGCCAAGUGGCCAGGUUUGCAGACCUGCAAACCUGAGUUCCUGCCGGAGCCUGCUGCCGCGGUGAGUGACGCUGUGAUGGGUGUAGCCAGGAAACCACGCUGAGCAGAGGAUACAAACAGAAGGUGGCCGGCUCCGAAUAAAUCCCAUUUUCAGUUCGGCAUCUUUGGAAAGGCUUCAUUUCAGCCAGUGUCCUUCAGGCUGUGGUUGGUCGCCGCGCGGCACGUGUGUGGUCACCUCCGCUGCUUCGCGUCGGCCUCGUACAUAGUGUUCUGAGUAGCCCCUGUUGCCCUUCAAGUCCGUAGAUCUGCAAAGGCGAUUUCGCCGUGGUCUUUAUGGACGCUGGACGUGAGGGCGUCGUAGGCAUCCUGCCCACUGGUCAAUGCUCUGGCCCUGGGUUUCCCCGGAGGCUGCUGCUGUGGCCCCUAGGGUCCCUGGCCUCCACACACGAGGGUCUUUCCCGAGAUGCACUGGCGUGUUCCUUCCAGGUAGCCUAGGCAACACCGCUUCAGGAAGCCGUGGAUGCCCGCGUUUACACGGUGUGUUGGUGUUAACGUUUCUUUGGAAUUGUUUUUAAAGGAAAGUUUUCUGUUUUUCUUUGUGAACUCGGUUGUGUUCUAGUUUUUCAUUUACAUGAACCUCUGUAAAUAACCGGGCGGCGUUACUGUCUGGAGCACUUCGCGUCGGGAGACUGUAUUCAUCACGCACAUGGUGGUGCCGCUUCCAGCGCGCCCGUCGCCGGAGGCCGUUUUGUGUCCUUAAGGAUUAGCGCGAGUGGCACAGCCCGGUCGGCCUCAGUGCAGGCUGCGCGGCAAACGCUUUGCCAAGGUGGCGCGCGACUCCCCGAGCCGGCGAGGGCGGGAGCCUCCCUGCUCCCUGGAGCGCCCGGCGAAUUCGGGCGGUCGCCGAGCCCCGGGGAGGAUUCGCCGCCUGCCCCGUCUGUCCGUCGCCUCUCUUCUGCUGAGCCCCACGCGGACCCCGUGCUCCGGGAAGAUGCUGCCCGUGUGAACCUGUACAUACGAUAGGAUUCGUGUGCUGCAGAAUACACACACAUUGGGAGUCAAUUUUGUAUGUAGUCUAUCAAAUUGUAUCAUAAGAUUUAUUUUCCUUUUAUACAUAAAUCAUUAAAUAAUCAUAUUUUUUCUACAA
Molecule: messenger RNA, 3168 nt
Organism: Lepus europaeus (European hare)
Lineage: Eukaryota; Metazoa; Chordata; Mammalia; Lagomorpha; Leporidae
Gene: IFT54
Product: TRAF3 interacting protein 1
Exons: 16
Coding region: 36-1940 (634 amino acids)
Biological process (GO): intraciliary transport; regulation of microtubule cytoskeleton organization; cilium assembly
Cellular component (GO): intraciliary transport particle B; axoneme; centrosome
Molecular function (GO): microtubule binding
Source: RefSeq, a predicted model, not a curated record